Molecule: messenger RNA, 237 nt
Organism: Dibothriocephalus latus
Lineage: Eukaryota; Metazoa; Platyhelminthes; Cestoda; Diphyllobothriidea; Diphyllobothriidae
Source: the annotation of a GenBank genome assembly
AUCGAUCCGGUACCCUCAAUGUGCAGUUGGGCUCCAGUGCAGCAGAACUUCUCCGUGGAGGACGAGACCGAGUUGGCUAACCUACCCUACAUUGGAGACGAUCAGGCGCAGGAAGAUGUCUCCUUCCUGGAGGAACUGCUCAACAACUACGACGGUCGCCUGCAUGGAAACUUUCCCUUCGACUUUGAUGAAGAGCUGGUGGUGCAGCUGGUCGAGGAGGUGGCCAACCAGUGGCCA